Molecule: messenger RNA, 4444 nt
Organism: Vanessa tameamea
Lineage: Eukaryota; Metazoa; Arthropoda; Insecta; Lepidoptera; Nymphalidae
Gene: Btl
Product: fibroblast growth factor receptor homolog 1
Exons: 15
Coding region: 278-2845 (855 amino acids)
Biological process (GO): protein phosphorylation; positive regulation of kinase activity; fibroblast growth factor receptor signaling pathway
Cellular component (GO): signaling receptor complex; plasma membrane
Molecular function (GO): fibroblast growth factor receptor activity; ATP binding
Source: RefSeq, a predicted model, not a curated record
CUCCGAUUGUCUUCAGUUUUAGCUCUACUUUCGAGUUGCGCGGACGUAUGACCUUCAACGAGUUUUCCUGAAAAUUUAACUCGAUAUCGUUUUAGCCUGAACUGAAUCGUUUCGAGUAACAUUGUAGUGUUGUGUUUAUAUAAUAUUGUGACCUCAGUUUCUGUGACGAUUACUCAGUGACAAUUUGUUAAGUUCUGUGUGCGCGGGAACUGUGUUCAUUCCCAGAAGCUGGUAACUAAUGGAUCCUAAUAAGACAAGUUGAAGUCCACCGUGAAACAUGACGCGAGCGGCCAUUGCGUUUUGGCGCGAAAUGCCAAUCGCUGUCACGUUUGUUAUCGUGGCUUUGGCAUGCGUCGUUUCAGCCAGGGACAUCGUUUUAGACGAUACAUACACAGUAAUAGAAGCAUCGACGAAUGAAAGACUGCGUCUUAUUUGCGGACUGAAGCCGAGGAAUCAGAUACCGACGGUGCGAUGGUUUUUGGAUGGGAAACCCGUGGACGGACAGUCGAGACAGCGAAUGAUGCAACAGAAACAAUGGCUAAGAAUAAAGUCAUUCCGGGCGAAAGACGCUGGAGUGUAUACGUGCCAAAAUGAAGAUGACAGAAGCAAGGAAAUGAGUGUCACAAUUAAACAUAAGCCAGAUCUCGGCCCCGACAACAUUGAGGAAUAUCAAUCAGAUGUGGACGUUCUAAGACCGAUGCCUGAAAUACUAGCACAACAUUCAGCUCCUCUAGUUGAUAAUAAUACAAUCGACGAUAACACAACAGAUCAAAGACAUAAGGAAUACGAUAACACAAAAGACGACGAUCUCGACGAUAAGAAUGAAAAGGAGCACCUAAAUUACGGACACGUUGAUGACACUAAAUCGAAAUAUGCACCAAAGUUUAAGCAUCCAUCGAAAAUGUUUCAUAUGGAAAUGAAACCAGCGGGAAGUUCGAUUCGUUUUAAAUGCGCUGCUGAAGGUAACCCAAUGCCCAAUAUCACGUGGUACAAAAACAGCGGAACUCCUAUAUCAAGAAGUUAUUUUAAACCAUCUUAUGGUAAAUGGUCAAUGGCACUCGAUGAACUCACGAAAGCAGAUAAUGGAAACUACACUUGCAAAGUUUGCAGCGAAUUGGGGUGUAUCCAACACACCUACACACUACACAUUCAAGAGCGUCUAUACGCGAAGCCUGUGCUAACACAAGCGGCCGUCAAUCAGACCAAGCUGGUCGGUGAAACGGCUAGAUUCAGCUGCGAAUUCCUAACAGACCUUCAUCCGUCCCUUUACUGGAUGUAUUUCACGAAACACGAGUACAUCUAUAAUGAGACAACCACAGACGCUUCGACCAAAGAGUCCGUUGUAUACAAAGAUGUAACAAAGAUAGUUACGAGCGAAAAUCCGGAAGAUAAACCAGAACAGCUGACUAUAUACAAUGUGACUAAAGAAGAUGAGGGCUGGUAUGUUUGUGUUGCUCUCAAUACACUUGGAAACACCACAGCUAAAGGAUACUUAACUGUUUUAGACUCUUUACCGAUAACAGAAGCACUGGACCAUGGAAAACAUACGGUGCUUAUUAAUGUUCUGACCGCGGUGCUGGGAGCGAUGUUCUUUGUUGCUGCUAUUAUCGUGGUGAUGAUAUUCAAGAAAUUGAGACAAGAGAAGGAGAAGAAACAAUUAGCGAUAGAAACUGCAAGAGCUGUUAUAGUGACGCAUUGGACGAAGAAGGUAACGGUGGAGAAGCCGCAAAUGAAUGGCACACCGAAUGCUGCUGGAGAAGGAUUGUUAAUGCCAGUGGUAAAGAUUGAAAAACAGAAGCUAUCUCAAGUCCAAAGCAAUACAUGUGAUUCAAUGAUGAUGUCAGAGUACGAGUUGCCAGUCGAUAUAGAUUGGGAGGUACCCAGAGAGUCCCUCUGCAUUGGAAAGAUAUUAGGAGAAGGAGAGUUUGGAAAGGUUGUGAAGGCGGAGUGUGUAGGGAUACUAAAGCCAGGAUUACAGUCUGUCGUGGCCGUCAAAAUGUUGAAAGAGGGCCAUACAGACGCAGAAAUGAUGGCAUUAGUGUCAGAAAUGGAGAUGAUGAAGAUGAUAGGAAAACACGUGAAUAUCAUCAAUUUACUAGGAUGCUGCACACAAGACGGACCUCUAUACGUCAUAGUGGAAUAUGCACCUAAUGGCAAUCUGAGAGAGUUUCUCAGAAACCAUCGACCUGGAAACAGAUAUGAAUCUCCUACUGAAGAUAUGAAAGAAAAGAAAACAUUGACACAAAAAGAUCUUGUAUCUUUCUCAUACCAAGUAGCGAGGGGAAUGGAGUACUUGGCGUCCAGACGGUGCAUACAUCGUGACUUAGCAGCUCGUAACGUGCUGGUAUCAGACGAUUGUGUACUGAAAAUCGCAGAUUUCGGUCUCGCAAAGGACGUUCAUAGCAACGAUUACUACCGCAAGAAGACAGAAGGCAGGCUGCCUGUUCGGUGGAUGGCACCUGAGUCCUUGUACCACAAAGUCUUCACAACUCAGACUGACGUCUGGUCGUUUGGUGUGUUGCUGUGGGAGAUCAUGACCCUGGGCGGAACUCCGUACCCAACGGUCCCAGGACAGUACAUGUACCAGCACCUCAGCGCUGGUCAUCGGAUGGAGAAACCGCCGUGUUGUAGUCUUGAAAUAUACAUGUUAAUGCGAGAGUGCUGGUCUUUCUCUCCUGGCGACCGACCAUCGUUCACCGAAUUGGUCGAGGAUUUGGACAAAAUAUUAACGGUAACCGCCAACCAGGAAUAUCUGGACUUGGGUCUACCACAGCUCGACACACCACCAUCUAGCUACGACGGCUCUGGUGAUGAAAGUGAUAGUGAAUUUCCAUUCAUCAAAUAAAAUUAAAAAUGACAUUUUGAAGAAGAUUCCGUUAUUGGAAGAUAUGUGAUGUGAUUUAAUAUGAGAAAAUCUUUUGAUUUUUUUAAAAUAUAUUGGAUUGUCGAAUUUGAUGAAAUGAUAAUAUCAUCAAUAUUACCUGCCUAAUGAUGAACUACGUAUGUACGUACGGAAUUGAUUAAUCGAUGGAUUUGAAAUGGCAAUUCGAAUAUAUUAUUUUAUGAGCAGUUAUAGUUUAGAAUUGUUGAAAGGACUUAAACGAUUUGCGAAAACGGCGUUCAAAAUCUUGAUAUCAUAUUUUUAAAUAUUCAAUAUUGAAUGUCUAUGGACUAUUUCCGUGUUCAAUAGUGUUCCGUCAUAUUGAAUUGACAGUGUCAAGUGGAUGACAUGACAGGAGAUGACAACUUUGACAGUAUUGAAAAUGAAGAUACUCAUUAUCGAUGAGAUUAGUGACAUUUUAGUUAUCUAAAGAGAAUUUAGGAAUUUCAAUAUUUCCCACCUUAGUUUAGUAGGCUUAGAAAAAACUUGGAAUUAUUAUAUCUAUGGUUUUUACUUUUAAACUUAGGAUAGACUAUGAUGAAAUCGUUUAGAAAAUUUAUUAUUGUAUUUAUUAUUGUCGACUGUCAAAUGCAAUUUUAGUUAUUUAUUAUAAGGAAUAUUUAAAUAUGGACAUGCUUCUAUAAUAUUUUAUUAAUUUAGUUCUACUUUUUGUUGUUUUUUUAAGUUUUUGUAUUAAGUUGGUAGAAAUUCUGUUUUACUCUAUAUUUUUCGUAUUAUUUUUUUUAUUUAUUUCUUUUCUUUAAGUACCAAAAAUGCAUCACAGAGUAUCGCGUAAUAUUUUGUAAAUAUAUUUUUUUAUAAGCUUUCUCAGACAAGAUAUUGUAUAGCUAUAAUAAUAUUUUAGUACCAAAGUUUGUUUAUGAAUCGAUGUAUUAUAUGAAAGUAUUAUUGAUUAAUAUUUUAUUUCAAACAUUUAUAUUGUUAAUUAAACGAACUGACUGAUAUUUUUGUCUUGUAUUUACGAGUAGUUCAGUUUUUAUAAAUUAAAGUAAAUUUGGUAUACUGAAAAAAAAGCAUUAUUUAAUUCAAUUUAUAAAACUAUUAUCAAAAGUCUAGUCCCUAAUUUUCGGAUAAAGUUAUCUUUCUUAGUUAGAUUAAAUUUUACCAUUGAUAUUUUUCAAUUGUACUUAAUUAGAAAUUUAAGUAAUGAAAUAAACAAUUUAAUGAAUAAAUGUAAAUAUUAUUUUGUAAUUGCAGCUUGUAAUGUCACGUGUCAUCAACGAAUAAUUUGAAAUGUUCCUACUUUACAGUGCAUGAAAUUUAUUUAAAUAUAAUAUUUGCUUUUUGGCAUAACAUUUUCAGCCAAAAUGUACAUAAAUAUAAGAAUAAAAAUUAUGAAUGUGAACCAUUGACUAAAUAAUUUGAAUAAAGAAUAUCAAUGAAACACAAUGAUUGAUUGUAAAUACACUUUUUUUAGUAUUAAAGCAAAUGUCAUGCUUAUUCGAUGUUUCGCAAUGUUUGUAUAUUUGAUUAUAUCUAUCUGAAUGUAUUAUGUAUUGAUGUUGUAUGAGAUGAGAAUAAAAUAUAUUAGUGCAACUAUAA